This is a messenger RNA of Arabidopsis thaliana (thale cress), 521 nucleotides long. Its product is annotated as Oligosaccaryltransferase. Lineage: Eukaryota; Viridiplantae; Streptophyta; Magnoliopsida; Brassicales; Brassicaceae. Gene Ontology annotation, cellular component: endoplasmic reticulum membrane. Bases 95 to 202 code for a protein of 35 amino acids. The record is from RefSeq and is marked reviewed. The transcript has 2 exons.
AUUCUUCAGUUCUUCUUCUUUUUCGAUCUGCUUCGUAGAGUCGAUAGAGGGAAGAAUCAAAGAAGGAAGUCUGUAUCUUUUGAGCUCUCCAAAGAUGUUUGACGACCAAGACCUCGGCUUCUUUGCCAAUUUUCUGGGGAUUUUCAUCUUCAUAAUGGUCAUUGCAUACCAUUUCGUGGUGGCAGAGCCUAAAUUCGAAUGAGAAUGAGGUUUCAUCUUUGUUAGUUUCUACAAAAAAAAAACUUAUAAAUGUGUUGGAAUCAAUAUGUCUUUAGCAUUCUAUAGGUCGUGAUGUUUCGCCAGUAGAUGAGUAAUCAAUGUAUUUUGACAAUGUGGUUUUGGAUGGAUUAAGAGUUAAAAGACUUCAUUUUUCGUAGUGUUUCAAUCAUUCAAGUUUUAGUAUGCAAGUUUUCUGUUUAGAGCAUAUUGCAUACAUGGGCGAAUAUGGUAUACCUGGAUUUCCCAGUUCUUCAGGUCUUCUCUGUAGCUCUGUUACUUCUAUCACAGUUAUCGGGUAUUUG